AUGUUUCUUGAGCUACUAAUUUUCUUCCUUAUAUUUCAUAUCGGUACUACUUCUCCAUCUCUAACACCUUCACCGCCACAAUGGCCUUCAUUUUGGAUGGUAACUGGCAGUGGACAGUCUUUGAUUAAUAAUCAAACAAUAAGUGCACAAAUCUUUUAUGAUUGGACUCGUCCAGCGCAAGUUAUGAAUUUAAUGAGGGACGACUCCUACACAUAUACAAUAAUGCAUAAUGGAACAACAGUAUGGCGCUUAGAACGUGCGAACAAAACAUGCUGUAUCGAUCCAGAUCAUACAGGUGUAACACCACCAAGACCAGAUUGGUUACAAAUUGGUAAUGAAACUAAAUAUGAUGGUAUUAUUACGGUCAUGGAACAUUUGUGUCAUUCAUGGACAAAAGCUGCUCCAGAUAUUGCUACAUUCUCGUGGUUAACAUCAGUUGCAACUGGUGUACCAUGUCGUCUUGCAUGGGUGAAUAUUAUUCAAGCGGAUUUUUCAUAUUAUUCUGAAAAUCGUGAUUUAUUACCAAAGGGCAUUUUUGAUGUACCUAAUUAUUGCCCAAAUGAAGUAACUGAUCCAAAUUGUAGUGUUUUUCAUUUCUAG
Molecule: messenger RNA, 600 nt
Organism: Rotaria socialis
Lineage: Eukaryota; Metazoa; Rotifera; Eurotatoria; Philodinida; Philodinidae
Source: the annotation of a GenBank genome assembly